AUGGAAGAUAUCGUGCAAAAGUUAUUUGGCCUCCAUCCAGCUGAAGACGCCAAAGGGAGAUUCCACAAGGCAGAACCUCCCAUUGAGACAGGACGCAAGACUUCUCUGAAUAAACCAACAUUUGAGAGAAACGAUCCAUCAUCUAAAGAAAGAAAGCCCAGCGCAAGAAAGGAAAAGCAGAAGUGCCCAAGUGGGCAGUACAAUAAGAUGAGUGAGUUAGCCAAAAAGGUAACUUAAUAUGUGGAAUCCAUAGUGUUCUGUUGUGAGUGCUAACCUCAGUAGCAACAAUGAUACGUCGGACAGCUCCACACAAGAUUCAAACUGAACAUAUUCUAAGUUCAAAUACAGUGGUACCUCGGGUUAAGUACUUAAUUCAUUUCGGAGGUCCGUUCUUAACCUGAAACUGUUCUUAACCUGAAGCACCACUUUAGCUAAUGGGGCCUCCUGCUGCCACUACGCUGCAGGAGCACGAUUUCUGUUCUCGUCCUGAUGCAAAGUUCUUAACCUGAGGUACUAUUUCUGGGUUAGCGGAGUCUGUAACCUGAAGUUUAUGUAACCCGAGGCGUAUGUAACCCGAGGUACCACUAUUGCAUCAGCAACAGACAUUCUCAGGCUGAGCUUUAAAUAAAAGCUGCAGUUCUGUGUUCUUGGCUAGAUCCAUUUUUGCAGAGAGGAAGCUCUCCAUUUUAAGGGGUCCAGCCUGGUGUAGCAACUGUUUGUUUGGACAUAGUGAGAGAGAUUCUGGUUGCACUCAGGCUUUUUGAGCUGGAGUCCUCUGAGUCAGAGGAAGGCAAGACAGCACAAUGUUCCAUUGUGUUUUAUUGCAAAUUCUAACAUCACUAGAAAUGGGGGCACCUUGGACAGCUCCUUUGACAGUUUGGGCUGAAUAUAUUCAUAGAAUCACAGAAGUGGAGAGUUGAAAGGGACCCCAAGGGUCAUCUAGUCCAUCUCCCUGAAAUGCAGGGAUCUUUGCUAAAAUAUCCGUAACAAAUGGCCAUCCAACCUCUGCCUAGAAACCCCCAAGAUUGAAAAGUCUACCACCUUCCAAGGGAGUCUGUUCCAAUGUCAAACAGCUCUUACUCUCAGCAAGUCCUUCUUGAUGUUGAGUAGGAAUCUCCUUUCUUGCAACUUGAAGCCAUUUGUUUGAGUCCUACCCUCCAGAGCAGGAGAAAACAAGCUUGCUCCAUCUUCCAUGGGACAGCCCUUUAGAUAUUUCAAGAUGGCUAUCAUAUCUCCUCUCAAUCUCCCCUUUUCCAGGCUAAAUGUAUCCAACUCCCUCAACCACUCCUCAUAAGGCUUGGUUCCAUCUUGGUCGUCCUCCUCUGCACACAUUCCAGCUUGUCCAUAUGCUUCUUAAAUUGUGGUUCCCAGAACUGGACACAGUACUUGAGAUGGGAUCUGACCAAGGCAGAAUAGAGUGGUCCUAUUACUUCCCUUGAUCUGGACACUAUACUUCUGUUGAUGCAUUUUUGUGCUGCUGGUUAUUCCUGCCUAAGUGCAGAACCUUACAUUUGUCCCUACUGAAAUUCAUUUUGUUAGCUUGGGUCUAGUUCUCUAAUCUUUUAAGGUCAUCUUGAAUCUCGAUUCAGUCUUCUGCAGCAUUAGUUACCCUUCCCAGUUUGGUGUCCUCUGUAAAUUUGAUGAGCAGCCCCUCAAUUCCUUCACCCAAGUCGUUUAUAAAGACGUUGAAUAACAACAGGCCCAGAACAGAACCCUGUGGCAUCUCACUUGUCACCUUUUUUUGAGGAUGACAAGGAACCAUUAGUGAGCAUUUUUUGGGGUUGGUUGGACGUUAUGGGAGUAUGCUUCACAUAUUGCUUCAGCAACACUCCUUCUCACACUGAGCCUUCUUAGCUUUGUCUCCAGGGCUUGUUCUGCCCUUGAGGAGAGGAAGUUCUUCGUAUUAAAGGCCACAGCCUGAUUUAGCAGUAGUUUACUCUGAGAAAACAAGGGAGACUCUGGUUGUAGGGCUUCUGAGCUGGAAAUCCUCUGAGUCAUUCUUGGACUGAGGCAAUACAGGUAAGCAAGGGCUCUUCCUGAAUAAUGACAGUUUCCUAACUGGUGUGUUUUUAGCCUAUUCCUUGGUUCCAGUUCCUUGCUCCCUCUUGAUACUUGCCUUUGUUUUGUUUUUUGUUUUUUUAAAGAUAUUUAUUAAAGUUUCAGAUAAAAAGAAACACAUCAAUAAAAACAAGAAUUUAAAAGUAAAAAGGAAAAUACACAAUACAAAAUACAGAAAGAAAAAAAAAGAAAAAAAAAGAAAAAACAGUUAAAAACAAUUCCAUCUUUUCAUCACUACUUUUAAAUUUACUUAUUUUCUGGACCUCCUCAUACCUCCCUCUUUUGUAUUCCAGUUUAGUUUGUUUGUCCAGCAAUUCCUUUCCCUCCUGUUUAAUCCCAAUCCUUAAUCUCAAUAUCAUAUAACCUUAAAUUUUUAUCUAUUAAUAGCCAAUUUUCCAUUCUUUUGACCUUUUAAUCCUGAUCCUUAAUCUUGAUCUGUAUAUAACUUUAAAGCCUGUACAGCUAGAAACCACUUAAUUUCUAUCCAACAUCAUUCUAACAUUCUUUAAUUUUUGCAAUGUUUCUGUAGGUAAUCUUUGAAUUUCUUCCAAUCUUCUUCCACCGACUCUUCUCCCUGGUCACGGAUUCUGCCAGUCAUUUCCGCCAAUUCCAUAUAGUCCAUCAGUUUCAUCUGCCAUUCCUCCAGUGUGGGUAUUGAUACUUGCCUUUGGCUCAGCCCUGACACGGAGUCCUCAUUCCGAGAUCUCUGGCCCUUUGCAUAUGCAUUAUUAUCCCUUUUUAACAAUAGAUCACUUUGGGGGUUUGUUUCAGAAUUACUUUCUACCACUAUUUGAUGUAGUUGCUUCACACGCACCACUCCCCACCCCCUUUUCUCUUUCCCUCUGCAUCAGUUCACCAAAAGGAUGGGAAAGAAGAAGAAACCAAAAUGUAGUCUGAGCAUAAAAGUCUUUGGGAAUGAGCUUGCUGUUUUGGACUGCGGGGAUCUGAGAAGUCAAGCAAAACUCUAUUACCUGAACCUUGUGGAACUGGUGGUAAAACUGCUAAAGGUAAGGGAAUCGUGAAUGGUCGGAGCAGGCCGGUGGGGCCUGGUGCUUUCAUUGAUGUUUGACUCCAGCUUCCACCAGCUCCAACCAUCCCACCAGCUCCAUCCAUGGAGAGCCAGUGUGGUGUAGUGGUUAAGAGCGGUAGACUCGUAAUCUGGGGAACCGAGUUCGCGUCUCUGCUCCUCCACAUGCAGCUGCUGGGUGACCUUGGGCCAGUCACACUUCUCUGAAGUCUCUCAGCCUCACUCACCUCAUAGAGUGUUUGUUGUGGGGGAGGAAGGGAAAGGAGAAUGUUAGCCGCUUCGGGUAGUGAUAAAGCGGGAUACCAAAUCCAAAUCCAAAUCCGUCCAGCAUGGCCUAUGCUCAGAGACCAGAGGCGCCAUUUUCUGAAGCGCAUUGAGGCGGCCCAACAUCACAUCGUGCAACAUUGCAAUGUUGCACACAUGGUGUCACACAAUGUCCUGAUGUUGCUCCAACAAUCGGGAGACCAGGCCCCCUAAAAAUACCUACUGAGGGGGCCCAGAGUACCUCAGCCCCCUGGAACCAGUGCUUCUGUCAGAGAUGGUGGGAACUGAAGCCCGAUAACAACUGCAGGGCAAGAGGUUAUGCGAACCUGGGUUUGAGUGUCCAUACUGGAAACAGGGAAGCCCAGAUUUGAAUCCCCACUCAGCCUUGACAUUCAGUGAAACUGAGCCAGUCAUAAUCUCUGUCUACCCUACCUCACAGGAUAGUUUUAAAAACACAAUGAGAGGGGGAUAGAGCACUGGACUUGAUGGUCUUUUGGUGGGGAGGGGCUCUUUAGAUUAUGUCAGAAUGUAGUAAACCCACCUUGCUGCAUUUGGGAACCUACCUGCCAUUUUGCUGUGUGGGUCCUGAACAUCUGCCCCCAUAUCCUGCUCUGACAGCACCACUAGUUGAAGAGCCAUGCAUGCUGCCUUGAAGGAAAGGUGAGUGAUAAAUGUCUAUGUCAGGCAUAGGCAAACUCGGCCCUCCAGAUGUUUUUGGGACUACAACUCCCAUCAUCCCUGACCACUGGUCCUGUCAGCUAGGGAUGAUGGGAGUUGUAGUCCCAAAACAUCUGGAGGGCCAGUUUGCCUAUGCCUGGUCUAUGUAACUAUAGUCCCGUAGGGCCCAAAGCAUUUGUUGGCUUGCUGUUGUACGGUGCCAGCACUGGCGAUGGUAAUUGUGCCAAUAAACAAGUGCUUAGCCAUCAUGAAUAUGAUUGCACUACCAUUUUAUGUUUUUAUUUAACCAUUUCCAACAGGGGCAAGAAGUCCAGUUCAACAAGAGGUUGAGUUUGGCCACAGAGGAACUGCUGUUCCCAGCAAUCUCGGGUUUGCCCGUCCUCCUGGCUUUAAAUGCUUCCACAGCAGUCAGUGCAGCAAUCCAAGGCAAUAUGGACUUUAGACAACGGAGCAAUUUUUUCGUCAAUGGCUAUAUCAAGCCAAGGUAUACACCUGCCUUUAAAGCGCUCUUUUUUUGCCAGGAGCUUUUGAAGCAGACCCGUGAUCAAGGCCUGUAAAAGGCUAGGGAACCACUUUGAUUUCCUCUGUCUUGAUGCUAGGAGUGGGUUUCAGGGGCAGGCAGCCAUAACGCAAACAACAUCUGUGAAGUUAACUCUUCAUUCAAAGAAACAAGACAGCUCAGGAGGCCAGGCCUCAUGAGCAAAGCAACUCAUCCCCUAGGGUAGAUCUCACCUCUGUAAGUACAGACUAAAGGCCCCCACCUUCCCACAUUUCCCUAAGUCUCCUCCUCCUGCAGGUCCCUCUCAAGCAAUCUGAGAUUCCAUCGCCUUGUCUGUCUCUGCUCCUCCCUCUUCGUGCCUCUUCUGGUCCUGGGAGACAAGGGAGGAGGGUAGCAGGUCGCAGCAGGAGAGCAAGACCCCCUGGCUUCUUCAGCAGCCUGCCUCAUCACUGCCUCUUGGCCCUCUUCCUCUCCAGCCUCUGCUUCCGCCUCCAAAUCUGUACUGCUCUCUGCCCUAGCGCCUUCCUGCUCACUAAACCCUGUUGCCUCUUCUGCUUCCAACACCUCCUCCUCCCAGUCUGCUCCCUCUUCUCCCUCUGACCACUCAUCAUCGUCCCACCACCAAUCCCCUGGCUCCCAGCCUUUUUCCUUCAGGGCUUCCCUAGGGGUUUCCCCAGCUGGUGCCUCUCACCACUCCUCUGCCUCCAGCCAGUCCCUGACACUUGAUUUUACCUGUUGAUAUACAUGGCUGUCUCUGGUAAUGUCCAGAGGCAGAAUCUGGUAAUAAUAAUAAAAUAAUUUUAUUUAUAUCUCGCCCUCCCCAGCCGAAGCCGGGCUCAGAGCGGCUAACAACAAUAAAAGUAACACAACAUUCUAAAAUCAAUUCAUUUUAAAAUCAAUUCAAAAUCAAAUUAAUGGCAACCAUUGGGCUAGAGUUCUGUGAGGAUUACCAAAGGAAGGGGUCAGACUGUGCCUUGUCCAAAGGCCUGGUGGAACAGCUCUGUCUUGCAGGCCCUGCGGAAAGAUGUCAAGUCCCACAGGGCCCUAGUCUCUUGUGACAGAGCGUUCCACCAGAUCGGGGCCACAGCCGAAAAAGCCCUGGCUCUGGUUGAGGCCAGCCUAACCCCCCUGUGGCCCAGGAUCUCCAAGAUGUUUUUGUUUGAAGACUGUAAGGUCCUCCGUGGGACAUACCAGGAGAGGCGGUCCCGUAGGUACAAGGGUCCUAGGCCGUAUAGGGCUUUAAAGGUUAAAACCAGCACCUUGAACCUGAUCCUACCAACCAAUGCCCUAACUUUUUACAGAGGUAGUCCACCAGCAUACCCUCUAGGAUUUGGCAGAUGAAAACACCCCUGUGCUCACAACCAAGGAGCAAACUCUAUCCAUUCUGCUACCAUACAUUAAAAGUGGGGCCCUGCAUGGUCAAGUGCUUCUUUCCAGGGUCUCAGAAACGCCAUUCCAUUUCUCCUCUUCCCUUUUCAUCUCCAACACUUUGUCAGCACACUGUGCUUGCUGAGCAUACUCAGUCCUCACGGGGUGAUUUCCCCCAUGUUGGGAGGAGGGAAUAGCGGGCAGAUGCAGCCCUAAAACAAAGAUGUCGCUCUUGACCAUGCAACCUGUUUCUCCCUGUGCUUCUUGGUAGUGCUGUCUUUCAGAUUUCUGCCCAAAUGGGAACUGUGGGAACUCUGGGGAAAACUGGCUUGAGCUGGUCAACUGGAUUAAGGUCGUCAGCCAGCCUUGAUGGAGGGGUCCAAGUGAAAAAGGGGAAAGAGGUUAAGGUUUUUCUGAACACUCCCGAAGAAUCUAUGGAGAUGGUUUAUUUCAGGUAAAGUCCACCAGUAAUGCCCAUGUCCUCAUAUUCAAGAAUCUGAAUGAUAAUGUUCUUAAAUGCUUUUUUCUUUCCCAUGCAAAUAUCUGCAUUUGAGUUCUGUAUGGUCGUCCCCCCCCCCCCCCAGUGAAGGCUAGAAAACUUUGGAAAAUUAAUUAAUGGAUGCCCUGAUGCAACAUGUUUCUGGUCUUCACUCCAAGUGCUGGCUUGGAGAUUCCACGAGUGCAACCAUCCUAGUUCACUCUUUCCCAUUCUUGUUUUCAAAUUAGUUUUUCUUAAAACUGGGGAUCAAACCUGAGAUCUUUUGCAUACAAAUCAUAUGCCCUACCUCUGAACUCUUGUCCCUUCCUUAAAUCCAUUGUAAAUAAUAAUAAUAAUAAUAAUAAUAAUAAUAAUAAUAAUAACCACAUGAUGUUGUCUUCCUUGGAUUGAAUUGUGCUGUCUUUGCUUCUUUUUUACAGCUCGGAACUGCAUGCAAUGACCGUGGAUGAAAUGGAAACUGCUCACGGUUUCCCAAGCUAUAGCGAGACUAGAUCAUGCACAAGUGAGGAAGGUAGGUUUUUAUCAUUUACGUCUAAUAUAUAGCAACCAGUUCUCACCUUGCUCUUAACUAUCGUUGGGAGCACGUUCCUUCAGGAGCUAAACGUCCCCCCAAAUUUUGCUUGCAGAAAAUGGAAAUUCUGCAAACAAGGGUUAGCAGCAGAGAGUGUGUAUGAGGAAUAAUGAAUACAGAUUUACGGCAAACUGACGCCUGAGAUGAAUGCAGUUUAGAAAGCAUAGAGUUGAAAGGGACCACGAAGAUCAUCUAGCCCAACCCCUUGCAAUGCAGGAGUCUUUUGCCCAAUGUGUGGCAACCCUGAGAUUAAGAGUCACAUGCUCUACCAACUGAGCUAUCCAGGCAUCCUCUGAACCCAUUCCCUCCUGCUAAUUCCCUUUACCAGCUUCAUCUUUUUCUUUAUCAAGUUUACACCCCAUAUUUCCAUUAAAAAAUGUGUCCUGAGUGGCACAAAAUGAAUGGAAAUAGGCAACCGUAACAAAAUAUAUGAGAAGAUUAAAAACAAGUCAAUAUUAUUAUUAUUAUUAUUAUUAUUAUUAUUAUUAUUAAUUUUUAUUUCUAUUCCGCCCUCUCCAGCUGAAGCCGGGCUCAGAGCGGCUAACAACAAUAAAAGUAACACAGCAUUCUAAAAUCAAUUCAUUUUAAAAUCAAUUCAGAAUCAAAUUCAUGGCAACCAUUGGGCUAGAGUUCUGUGAGGAUUACCAAAGGAGGGGGUCAGGCUGUGCCCUGACCAGAGGCCUGGUGGAGCAGCUCUGUCUUGCAGGCCCUGCAGAAAGAUGUCAAGUCCCGCAGGGCCCUAGUCUCUUGUGACAGAGCGUUCCACCAGAUUGGAGCCACAGCCAAAAAAGCUCUGGCUCUGGUUGAGGCCAGCCUAACCUCCCUGUGGCCCGGGACCUCCAAUAUGUUUUUGUUUGAAGACCGUAAACCAGGAAAGCAGUAAGACCUGUACAGGAUGAAAGUGUGAAAGGAAUCAUGGAGGGUGAGCUGCUAACCCUGUGGCUGUGUUCUACCUGCAUAGUCAGAGACAGUAUGCCUCUCAAGGCCAGCUACUGGGAAUCAAAAGUGGAGAGGGUACUUUAGAGCUCAGGUUUUGCUUGUGGGCUCACCAUAGACAUUCGGUUGGCCACUCCAGGAUGUUGCACUAGACUGGCUCUGGCCUGAUCCAGGGGGCCUCUUCUAAUGUUCUGGUAGAAGACCGGAACAUGACAAAUUAGCCAGAUUAAUUCUUUGUAUUGGAAGGUGUCAGAUAAGCACCAGAACUUUUAUUUUUGAAGGUGGCACCUAAGCAGCGAUGACAAAGGUGGCAAAGGAAAAAACUGCACGAGCUAGGGCUGGAUAAGUCUUCAUUGGAGAGUACAUAAAAUGAUUUAAAUGUGAAAUUAUUUAAAUGCGGGACUUGACAUCUUUCCGCAGGGCCUGCAAGGCACAGCCUGACCCCCUCCUUUGGUAAUCCUCACAGAACUCUAGCCCAAUGGAUGCCAUUAAUUUGAUUUUGAAUUGAUUUUAGACUGCUGUGUUACUUUUAUUGUUGUUAGCCUCUCUGAGCCUGGCUUGGCUCAGAGGGGAGGGCGGGAUAUAAAUAAAAAAAUUUAUUAUGAUUAUUAUGAUUAUGAUUAUUAUUAUUAUUAUUAUUAAAUGACUGAUUGGUUGACAAUGCAGUUUCCUAAAAACAGCCUUUCUCCUUUCUUGGAUUCUCUUCCUUUUACCCACCCCCCCUUCCCACCCCUCUUUCAACCAGUGUCGAAGGCAUUGGGCUGGCAACUGUGCUCCGAGAUCUCUACCCCUGAUGAUGAGACCAGCGGUUUCAUUCUUCCGUUUCCCGGACUAGCAAAAUUUGCCAUAACGUUAAAGAAGCAAGACCGAAGCCUGUACCAGUACUUAAUGAAAGCUGCAUAUAAUUAUAUUUCUCAGGUUCAGACACUGCCCUUCAAUCUGGAUAUGUAUUACUCAUUCCUUCUACAUGCAAUGAUCAGGCUGCAAGGGCCGGCGCAUGUUUUCACUGGUGCGAUGAGAUGGGGCAGAAUGUAGUGGCAACUGCAGAGAAGAAGGGCCUGUGUCCUUGAGAAUUGGCAAAGUGGGGGAGGGGAGUAGAGGCAGGGGACACCGCCCCCUUGCCAUAGCGGUCCUGAUAUAAAGCUACAAUAUAAUGCCCCAUAGAACUUGAAAGGAAAGUGCUAUUUAUAAAUAAAUCCCAACUAUAUAAUAAUUUAUUAUUUAUACCCCGCCCAUCUGGCUGGGUUUCCCCAGCCACUCUGGGUGGCUUCCAACCGAAUAUUAAAAACAAUGCAGCGUCAGACAUUAAAAACUUCCCUAAACAGGGCCACCUUCAGUUGUCUUUUAAAAGUCAGAUAGCUGUUUAUUUCCUUGACAUCUGAUGGGAGGGUGUUCCACAGGGCAGGCGCCACUACCGAGAAGGCCCUCUGCCUGGUUCCCUGUAACCUCACUUCUUGCAGUGAAGGAACCACCAGAAGGCCCUCAGAGCUGGACCUCAGCUCAACUAAUUACUAAAACAACCACCCAUAUGUUUGCAUGAGACUAUUAGAAAGAUGCAUACCUACAGAGUUGCCAUACAUCCAGGAUUUCCCAGACAUAUCCGGAAUCCAACUGUAUCUAGCAGUGUCUGGGCAGAAAUCGGGCAAAUGUCCGGUAAAAUCCGGACAUAUGGCAGCCCAUCUUGGCAGUGCUGUUUUUGCCAAUUUUUGAUAAAAAUAGCUCAAAAAUGGCAAAAUAAAAAUAAAAGUGCACUUUUGCCCAAGAAGGCUCAACAACUUUUCCAUCCGGAUUUUCACAGUUUGAAAUAUGGCAACGCUACCUACCUAUCAUAACUGCAGCUUCAUAGGAUAGCCUCUUUAUAUAUUGUGUUUUAUGAUUGUCUCACAAAGAGCACAUUGCUUUUGUUAACGCCAUAACAUGGGCAAUGAAGAUAAGGCGUUAAGACGCAGUCUGCUGGAUCAGACCAAAGUUAGUUUACACCACAAACGGAUCCAAAAACGUCCAAAUAGUAUCUCUAUAUUAUACUAAUGCAAGUUUACAAAAUCACAUACAAAACAAUUGCAACCACACCAUACACACAACUACCGGGGAAAAGUUUGCUUCGACAAUGAAUCUUUCUGAAACUCCUGCAGAAAAAAUUGGCAAUUUCUAAUUCCUUAGGAAAAAUUAUUUGGCAAACCCCAGCUUGAAUUAAUAGCAGAUCAGGUGCCUGACCUCUCUCCUUCUCUAGAGCCCCAUAACCUUGGGGAGGGCAGCACCCCUCACCUCUCCCCACCACCACCACAGGCUCCACUUAACCAGGCACAUUUUCUCUCAACAAAGCUGAUGCGCACACAUCACCAAUGCAUUGCUUCCUUCCCAUAAUACAGAUACAGUAUUCCCCUCCAUACAUAAAAAGGGCUCAAACAAUAUCUUGUUGCUGGAAUGACCAGACAGUGAGCUGUAUCUGACUAAGUUCUACUCAGAAUAAACUCAUUGAAAUUAAUGGGCUUAAGUUAGCCAUCUGGAGGGCCACAGAUUCCUCACCCCUCCCCUAUAAGCCAGAAAGAGCAAGUUAGCCACAGGUGUGCAAGAACUGCCCAUGUACCCAACUCCCAACAGUUCUACUGCAGGUGUUACUAGUAAGAGCUGUAGUGGUAAUUGUAGUUCUUCUUUUUCUACCCAGAAAGGUUCCUGGAUCCCAAGUGAAGCUGGCCUGCAUUUCUUUAUAGGGACUCCAAAAUCAGAAUUGAAAAGGGAGAUUGCUAUCAACUUCCAUUUGAAUAUCCCUCAAAAGAAAUUCAGAAUUGAAUUUAUCCACCCCAAGAAAAAAAUGCAAGUGAAUGGUAAGAUUCUCACCACCACCCCUUAAAAGGCUGUUGACUUCCAUUUAAAAAUGUGUUGUCUUUCCCUUUGUGAGAGGAGUACGGUAUAUGUAAGGCUUAGGUCGCUCACUAGGAGUAGAGGUCGUGAAUUUUACCUUGGAUAUUAUAAUUAGCACAGGCUCAUGCACUGUUAUUCCCUCCAUAAUGUCCUCACAUAAAUGUCCGUCACCUGAUGAUACCUGAGAUUUGACACAUCCCGUGAAAUUUUCCUUUCAUUCAUUCUGCAGAAUUUGUUAAAUACUCUUAGAUAAUCUACCAUUUAUUCCUGUUUUACAGAUAGGACUACUGUGGUUGAUGAAUGGUGUGUGUGUGUGUGUGUGUGUGUGUGUGCGCGUUUGUGUUUUAUGUAACCAGAAGCACACCAUACUUCCAUGGUAAAUGUGUGACUAGGACCCAAAGUACCCUGCAACUAUGCCAGCUUUCAUGCAUGUGGAUUAUUUUAUUUAUUCGUUUAAUAUUACAUUUCUAAUCUAUCCCCCCUUUCCUCCAUGUUGCUUAAGGUGGGAUACGUGGUUCUUAAUCCUCUCCAUUUUAUCCCCAUGACAGCACUGUGAGGUAGGCUAGGCUGAGAGACUAUGACUGCCCCAAGGUCCCCUCAUGAGCUUCAUGGCUGAAUACUACUACUACUACUACUACUACUACUACUACUAAUAAUAAUAAUAAUACAGUAGUACCUCUGAUUACAGAGGCUUCAGGUUACAGACGCUUCAGAUUACAGACUCUUCUAACCCAGAAAUAGUACCUCAGGUUAAGAACUUUGUUUCAGGAUGAGAACAGAAAUCGCGCGGUGGCGGGAGGCCCCACUAGUUAAAGUGGUACCUCAGGUUAAGAACAGUUUCAGAUUAAGAAUGGACCUCCAGAACAAAUUAAGUUCUUAACCUGAGGUACCACUGUAAUAAUACCGUAUUUUUUGCACCAUAACACUCACUUUUUUCCUCCUAGAAAGUAAGGGGAAAUGUCUGUGCGUAUUAUGGAGGGAAUGCCUACGGAUGGCGGGGGGAUCUGCUGCAGUUGUGAGCAGAGGAUCCAUGGUUCCCCUUCCUUCCCUCCUCCAUGGCUCGCUUUGAAACAGCAAAGUGGGAGAAGAGCCGCUGAGUGGGGAGGAGAGAGGGACAGAGAGCCUGCUUCUUUAAAGGAGCAAAGCGGGAGAGGAGAGGAGCCGCUUACACGAGUGUAAGCGGCUCCUGUCCGGUUGGUUCCUUUAAAGCAAGCAGGCUCUCUGUCCCUCUCUCCUCCCCACUCAGCUCGCUGAAUAGCAUUAUUAGCAGCAUCCUUCUCCACACACCCCAUGCGUGCUCCUUGUCCCUUGAGUGCUUUUCCUUCCCUCCCCACUUAGAACAUGAUUACAAAGCAUGGAUCCACAUGGAUCCUCAGGAUUUUUGCAUUGGGCUACUCCAAACUCACUGUCAGAUCACAUGUCUGUGGCCACAGCAUGAACCACAAAAAGAAUAUUUUUUUUCUUGUUUUCCUCUAAAAACUAUGUGCGUGUUAUGGUCUGGUGCGUGUUAUAGAGCAAAAAAUACGGUAAUUUAUUUAUACCCUGCCCAUCUGGCUGGGUUUCCCCAGCUACUCUGGGUGGCUUCCAGCAAAAGAUUAAAAAUACAUUAAAACAUCAGUCAUUAAAAACUUCCCUAAACAGGGCUGCCUUCAGAUGUCUUCAGUCAGAUAGUUGUUUAUUUCCUUGACAUCUGAUGGGAGGGUGUUCCACAGGACGGGUGCCACUACCGAGAAGGCCCUCUGCCUGGUUCGCUGUAUCCUCUUCUCGUAGUGAGAGAACAAUCAGAAGGCCCUCGGAGCUGGACCUCAGUGUCCGGGCUGAACGAUGGUGGUGGAGAUGCUCCUUCAGAUAUACUGGGCCAAGUAAGGAUUUGAACCCUGGUUUUUCAGGUCCUAGUCCAACACUCUAACCACUACACUACACUGGCUAUCAAUGGACAAUUCAGAAAAUAAAAAUCACAUACACAUCCUUCUGUAUCUAUCAGGAAACAUUGAGGCCUCUAGAAAUUCACGUGUGGGGCAUCUGGAACUGAUAGUUGAUGAUGACAACAUCUACUACAUCAAGGUAAGCGUGCUCUUGCAACCAAGGAUAUUGUGAGCACAGCAUGGCAUGGGCAAAGGAACAAGAUGAUAAGCUGCUCACUAGAGCAGAGAGCUGUCUGCCUUGAUUGUGCAACAUCCUUCCUAAGGUCUAUAAUAUAAAGGUAAAGGGACCCCUGACCAUUAGGUCCAGUCGUGGCCAACUCUGGGGUUGCGGCGCUCAUCUCGCUUACUGGCCAAGGGAGCCGGCGUACAGCUUCCAGGUCAUGUGGCCAGCAUGACUAAGCCACUUCUGGCGAACCAGAGCAGCACCCGGAAACGCCAUUUACCUUCCUGCUGGAGUGGUACCUAUUUAUCUACUUGCACUUUUUUGGCAUGCUUUUGAACUGUUAGGUUGGCAGGAGCAGGGGCCGAGCAACGGGAGCUCACCCCAUCGCGGGGAUUCAAACCGCCGACCUUCUGAUCGGCAAGUCCUAGGCUCUGUGGUUUAACCCACAGCGGCACCUGCGUCCCAAGGUCUAUAAUGCUUCCCACAGCUAUUGCUUGCCAUUGGCUAUGUUCCCUCUCCACUCACAAAAGGUGGUAUGCCUUUGAAUGCCUGUUUCUGGGAAUCUCACAUGGGAAGAGUGCUAUUGCACUCAAGUUCCGCUUGCAGGUUUCGCAGAGGCAUCUAGUUGGCCACUGUGAGAACAGGAUGAUGGACUAAACUUGGUUGGUUAGAACAUGGUGCUGAUAACCCCAAGGUUGCAGGUUCGAUCCCUGAAUGAGACAGCUAGAUAUUCCUGCAUUGCAGGAGGGUUGGUUAUCAGGGUUCCUUCCAACUCUACAAUUCUUCCCCCCCCCAAAAAAAAUUGUUUAUUCAUUUUAUAACACAAAUAAAAAACACAAACAGAAAAGACAAACAAUACAAACCAAUUCUUAUCAUAUCCUUAUUUUUCUAAACAUUGUUAAGUGGGCUUCCCCAAGUCCCACCUAUCUGAUUUUCAUUUUACUUCAUCUUUAGCAGUUUGCAUGUAUCAUAAUUUCUAACCAUCUUUUUUAUUUUUAAUCACACUUAAAAUAACUUCACAUUUUAUCACUUACAAAUAAUACUAUUUUAAAAUAUCCUAUCUUCUACUUCUAACCUUACAGCCUAUAUCCACUUCCAAAGCCAUUCUAAGAUUUAAAUAUUAACAUAUUUUUUUCAAAUAUUCCUUAAACUCCUUCCAACUCUACAAUUCUAUGCUUCUAUGAUUAGGUGGGCCUUUGCAUUGCUCCAGCUGAGCACUUCUUAUGUCCUUACAUUUUCUGUUUAAGGAUGCCCUAUUGGGUGUGUGUUUUUUUGCAGGGAAGGACAGAUCUGCACACGGCAGCUGCAGAGCAGAGGUACACAAGCCACCUGGAAGUGAAGUUGCUGAGAGAUGGGAGCCCCAUAGUUCUUUCAGGAAAUCUCACAAAACAGCCUGGGAAGAAGAUGGCAUUUUCAGUAUCCUUGAUUAAUCUACUGAAGGACUCUGCUUUCCUUUCAGGUCAGUGCAUAUCACAAGAGGUGUGUGCCUUUUUGUUUUAUUUAAUAAAAUGCAUAUACUGCUCAAUUGUAGGAUAAACCUCAAAGCAGUUUAUGGAAAAGAUAAAGCAAUAAAAUUAUCCCUUAAAAAACAACAACUCACAACCAUAAUUUCAAACAUAUGGAAAGUUAAAAACCAAACCAGAAUAGACUAAAACAAAUGAAAACUCAUAUUAGCUUUCUAAACAUCUGAGUAUAGGUAAAGGUAAAGGGACCCCUGACCAUUAGGUCCAGUCGUGGCCGACUCUGGGGUUGCGGCACUCAUCUCGCUUUAUUGGCCGAGGGAGCCGGCAUACAGCUUCCGGGUCAUGUGGCCAGCAUGACUAAGCCGCUUCUGGCAAACCAGAGCAGCGCACGGAAACACGGUUUACCUUCCCACCAGAGUACCUAUUUAUCUACUUGCACUUUGACCUGCUUUCGAACUGCUAGGUUGGCAGGAGCAGGGACCGAGCAACAGGAGCUCACCCCAUCGCGGGGAUUCGAACCGCCGACCUUCUGAUCAGCAAGUCCUAGGCUCUGUGGUUUAACCCACAGCGCCACCCGCAUCCCAAACAUCUGAGUAGGCUUGUCUAAAUAAGAAUAUCUUCAGCAGGUGCUGAAAAGAAUACAGUGAGAGCACCUGCCUGAUAUCAAGAGGCAGGGAGUUCCAAAGUACCAAACUAGACAAUCAAGUUCCUACAGAUGCGGUGAGGGUAUUAUGUGUCCAUACGAGCAUCUCACAAGUUCAUUGAACACCUGACCAGGGAGUGGGGCUGUGCCCACUAGUCCUUUUUCCUGGCUGAUGGUCAUGCUGGACACGUGUGUUUUGCUAUGCUUGCUUUCCUGCAGAUGGGUUAUUGUUGUUUAUUGGGGGGGGAAGGGGUGGUGCAAACGCAUUAGCAGAACUAGUCUGGUGAUCCUGCUGUGCAUUUGCACUUCACAGCCUUCCCCGCCCCCUCCCACCUGCCAGGAAACUGGCGCAGCAACUCUUUCCCACCUGGCGAGCCACUUCUGCAGGUAUCUGAUCUCCCAAUGGUAUCAAUUGAUGGUACUGUUUCUAUCGUUUCUUUAGUGUGUAUGGAGAAGAAAGCAGAUGAUAAGCUGAAGCAGUAUUCACUGGAGGGAGAAACCCACAUUCCAGGGGUUCUUGGAUCUCACAUCGUUGCUCUUCUGCAACAGCGAGGGGACAUCUGGUCCAGCGCCCUGAAAAUUAAAUAUGGAUUGUUUGGUAUUCAGUUCUUAUACUGUACUAAUACAACAACAAAGUUGAGCUUUAUUGCCUUUGUCAGUGUUGUUCUUGCUCUCGUGCAGAAGGAUCUGAUUGGCUACUGUGGGAAAUGGGAUGCCGGGCUAGAUAGAGCCUUCAUUUAAUAUGGCAGGGCUGUUAUGUUCUUAAUGCAAGGUUUAGGGAUGAGGAAGAAAUUUGAUUCAGUCCACACAUAAAGGUGAACUUAACUUAAUUUGCACUUUCCAAAACAAUUUCACAAACCAGAAUGCAGCCACCUUUCAAAAUUUGCACUUCUCUGAAUUUUGCAAUGCAAUUCUCCAACCAAGUAAUGUGUAUAAAAAUUCAUAUGCUGGGGGUAAGCCAUGCAUAAAAUGCAUGUAUUACUGAAAAUCACAUGCAAAAAUGCAUUAUAUAAGGGGAAUUUGUUUGCAAAAAAUGUGUAAGUUAGGAAAGAUUGCACAUAGAAAUGUGUAUAUCAGGAGAACUUUUCAUUAGAAUCAUGAUAAAUUUUCACAAACCUAUGUGGAGAACUGAACUUAAGACUGGAAAAAUGAGAAGCUGUAAGAAACCAGAAUGGACAGAGUCACACAUCCCUCAUGAGCGUAGCAUCUGCCUUCCCUAUUAGCAGUGACUGCGCCUGAGUGCUGUGAAAACAGAAUAAUGUCAUUUAGUAAAUAUCUCUGUAUGUACAUUUGUGUUUUACCUGGAGCAGGAGCUGCAAAAAGCCUUCAGCAUGAAUGUACCACGGGCCAGAAGUUGAAAGUGGAGAAUGUCCCAAAGGAUGCCUACCGGCUAGAUUUGGAGCAUGAAUUCUAUUGCACUCAGAUUCUAGCCUACAACCACAAGGUAAAGCAUUUAGUUCAUUUACCGCAUGGGUAGGCAAACUAAGGCCCGGGGGCCGGAUCCGGCCCAAUCGCCUUCUAAAUCUGGUCCACAGAUGGUCCAGGAAUCAGCAUGUUUUUACACGAGUAGAAUGUGUCCUUUUAUUUAAAAUGCAUCUCUGGGUUAUUUGUGGGGCAUAGGGAUUCAUUCAUUCCCCCCCCCCCGCAAAAAAAAUAUAGUUCAGUCCCCCACAAAGUCUGAGGGACAGUGGACCAGCCCCCUGCUUGAACAAGUUUGCUGACCCCUGAUUUACCAGAACAAUUAUGAAUCCUGAGAAAUGGUGCUGAAUCCAGAUUUCUUCCUCAUGGAAACUAAAUAAUGAAGACGCAAGAUGCACUCUUGUGAGAAGGGAAUUCAACAACUUAGCAGCUGCCACAGAGAUCUGCUUUUACCUGAUGCUGAAAAGUGGGGUGGAGUUGGCUCUAGGUUAGGAUGUGGGCAUUGUGUAAGAGAUGUGACAGUACAGGUCACUCCACAAUCUGCACACACACACACCCAGCUAUGGGUAGCUGUUAAGGUUGGGGAUGGAGGUGAAAUUUGUUCAGUCUGCUUUUUGCAGCAUACCAUUCCAAUUUGACUGUCCCGCACUAGCUUGCAGAUCACAAUACAAUUCCCCAUCAACCAGAUAUUUCAAUGCAGCAUCGGUAUACAGAAAGUGCCCACAAAAAUAGGUAUUUUAUGGUUUAAAUGUGUGCCAAAUGUGUAUUAUAAAAGCAAUGCACUGAAAAGCAUGGCAAAAUAGGAAUUUUGGGAGAAACGUGUGCAUUAAUGCACAUAAUAAAAUAUACAGCUUAAAUGCGAACUUUUUGUGCAUUCUUUCAAAAAUAUCUGCACAAAACAGGGUGGAAUGAAUGCUAGGAUUUGAACACCAGUCUGAAUGAAACGGGGCUGAUUUAGAUUCCUCUGUCCAUUCCUGGCAGUGCAUGAUUGAGAAGCCCGUCACCGCUGAAGAUUUGAGGACACGAGUGGGCUGCUAUAAGGAAUGUAGUAAUUAUUUAGUGCCAAUUAUAAAACCCGAGUUGCUUUUCCGCAGGUCGAUCUACGUCAUGAAGAAACUGUCUCUCGCCUGCAUUCCCGACUAGAGCUGAACUAUGGAAAACACUGGGACGAAAUCAACAACAAGCGGCGAGUGAUAGUCAGCCAGACAUUUACAAAUAGUUCUCGUCCAGCUCUGACUAGCUAUUUCAUGGAGGUAAAAGUAAAAGACCCAGUGGUGUUGCAGCAGUUGAGAUGAUGACUAAGGAAUUGCACCUCAGUGAAAACCUCUAAAGAUGAUGGAGAUGUCUCUGUAGCUGGUGGGAAAUAAGUCCUCUUGUUCAGAUAUUAUCUUCAAAGGUUGCAUCCACACCAUAUGUUUAAACCACUAUUAUCUCACUUUGAACAUGUAGGAAUAACAGAGACGACAGAAGGUUGGAUGCAGGUGAGCUGUGCAGAAGCACGCUGGCAAGCAUGCUCCAAGACAAGCUGCCGGCUAACUUUGCAGAGGCUCCUUUUAUUAGCAGAAUUAAACAUAAUUAAAGAAGGGGAGAGCUAUCAAAAAUAUUUAGUAAUUUUUUAUUAAGGUUUUAAACAAAGAAAAAAGAAAAACAACACACACAAAAAACAAUACAAAACUUAACAAUAAAAACACAAAACAUAACAAUUAAAAACAAACUCUCUUUUCCAUUUCCAAUUUUAAAUUACUUAUUUUCUGGACUUCCUCAUACCUCCCUCUUUUGUAUUCCAAUCCACAUUAUUUGUCCAGCAGUUUCUUUUCCACUUUUUAAUCCCAAUCUUUAAUUUAAUAAAAUGUUAAAAUAUAUAACUUCAACUUUUUUAAACCUAAUCCUUGCUCUUAAUGUCAUAUAGCUUUAAAUUUUUCCCUUUUAUUAUCAAAUUUCCAUUUCUUUAAACAUCUUUAAUCUUAAUCUUUAAUCUUAAUCUAUCCUUAACUUUAACCUGUACAGCUGGAAACCACUUAUUUUCAAUCCAACAUCACUCUAACAUUCCUUAAUUUUGCAGUGUUUCUGAAGAUAGUCUUUGAAUUUCUUCCAGUCUUCUAUCAAAAAUAUUUAGGAGGGGGAGAUGUGGCGGUAAUGCUCCGCUUUGUGAAGGAAAACCUCGCACCAGACGUGCAGCAGUAUAUCAAGGAGCUUUACGCCCGCUUUCCCUGACCUUUUGCCUUCUUGGCUAGAAAACAGGGUUUUCCCCCAAUCUUUUGUCCUUUCACAAUUUGUUAGACAUAUCGCUUGGCUGGAGCAUGACGGGGGACGCAGACGUAAUCAAGUAUCGGGGGAAAACAUUCAAGGGAAGCACCUGCUGACACGUGUAUUUGCUAAUGCUGAAAAUGUGCUUAGAUGGAAAUAUGUUAAGUUCAGGGUGGUUUCACUACUGUUUCCAAUUGUUGACUUCUGCUAUUAAAAGGAGCCUCUGAAGAGCUAGUCGGCAGCUUGCUUGGAGCAUGCUUGCCAGCGUGCUUCUGCACAGCUCACCUGCAUUCAACCUCCUGUCGUCUCCGUUAUUCCUACAUAACAGUCAUGGCGUCCCCCAAAGAGUCCUGGGAGGUUUGGAGCUGGCGUUUGUUAAGGGUGCAGAGAGUUGUUAGGAGACUUCCCUAUUUACCUUGCAGAACUACAAUAUUCAGAGUAGUUUAACGGUCAAGCCCUCUUCCCAGGUAACUGGGAAUUGUAGCUCUGGGAAGGGAAUAUGGAGGGUCUCCCAGUCAUGUGCAUGAAUUCCUGGGGGCUGAGGCUCUUUGGGUCCCCUCAAUGUUUUUUUAGUGCAACCCCCCGCCCCCCGCCACCACCACCAUUGCUCAGGACAUUGCCAGGACGUUGCACAUGUGAUGUCAGGAAAUCAUGUCGGGUCCCCUUAAUACGAUACGAUCAUCUUUAUUGUCAUUGUCCCAUACAGAACAACGAAAUUGAAAAAAUCUACAGCAGACAUUCAAAAACCAACAAGCCUGCUAUCCCAGCUAUCCCAGCCUGGUUAACCCCUAAAAACUCUGAUACCCCAUAAUUGAAUACAAUAUACUCACAUAGAGACUACCUUACACUGCGUUUAAAACCAAAAUUGCAUUUGGAUAGAAACUGUUUCUCAGGUGGCUAGUCCUAGUCUUUAUAACCCUGUAAGGUAAAGGUAAAGGGACCCCUGACCAUUAGGUCCAGUUGUGACCGACUCUGGGGUUGCAGUGCUCAUCUCGCUUUAUUGGCCAAGGGAGCCGGCAUACAGCUUCCGGGUCAUGUGGCCAGCAUGACUAAGCUGCUUCUGGCGAACCAGAGCAGCGCACGGAAACGCCGUUUACCUUCCCGCUGGAGCGGUACCUAUUGGUAUACACAAUAGCGGUACAAUGCCACCCAGCUCACCGCUGUUGUAUAUACCAUGAGUACGCAGCUUCACUUUGAACUGCCGGUAGUCUCUCUUCUGUCGUAUGAAAUGCAGCCCCCCUUUUUUUGUCCCCCAGUUCACCAUUCAAGUGCCCGAAAAGCAAGUGGAUUACAGAACUCAGCUCCAGCACUCCUGUUCCAUACAGAGUUCCACGGAAAUAAGCACCCACUUCAAAGUGCACUAUAACAACCGCAUCCCUUUUGUGGUGGGGCUGCAGUGGAAAGAGACAUCAAGGCAUUCUCUGAAGAAAUGGGAAGGUAUCCACAAACACACACACACACACCCUACACAAGGCUUGUUUUCAUAUUUGGUUUUAAUAUUUGUAGUCUGCUUUUCCAACAACAGAUGUUGGAAUCGGCUCACGAUAAUAACAAAGGCAUUGGCAAACAUACUCUGCAUGCUCUGAACAGAAAAGCAGCCACUUCUGAACAUUUUAAGAAAGGUGUAUAUUCUGUGUAGACACACACACACACACACACACACACACACAAAAAGAGAGGGAGAGAGAGUUGUUGGCAUUCGUCUUCUCAAGAGACAAUGGAGUGUGCCUAGAGGGGUGAAGUAAAAAAACUGCACUAGCAGCACCGAAGUGAUCUCCCCAGGUCACAACUCCAUGUCAGACAAGCCAUGCUCAUCUCCCCUACACCUGACAUCCUAUAAGAUGUAAAUUGUGGGGCAGGUAAAGGUGAGACCUGUUCAGAGGGGACUCAGCAACAGAUACAGUGGUACCUCAGGUUACAUACGCUUCAGGUUACAUAUGCUUCAAGUUACAGACUCCACUAACCCAGAAAUAGUACCUCGGGUUAAGAACUUUGCUUCAGGAUGAGAACAGAAAUCGUGCUCCGGCGGCGCGGCGGCAGCAGGAGGCCCCAUUAGCUAAAGUGGUGCUUCAGGUUAAGAACAGUUUCAGGUUAAGAACAGACCUCCAGAACGAAUUAAAUUCUUAACCCAAGAUACCACUGUACAACUAAACAUUUAUUAAAUGAGGAACGAUCAUUCUUUUUUUCAAAGGACAGAUAGUGAACUACCAGGGGAAAUUGGCCAUUUAGGUUUAUUUGGGCCUGAGUUAACUCCUGUUGAUGUUACUUUCACACUGAUAAGCAUUUAGCGAUGGCCUGAUAUCUAGACACAUUUGAUCAGAACUGAAUAGCAUUAACAGAUGCAGCUUUCCGUUCUUUGUAAGGUACGUUCAACAUGGACACACCCUGGCUGUACCUGUUUGCCGCUCACAAGCUACACCAGCCCCAGCAUUCGGCUUAUUUAGCAACCAUUGAAUUAACCGCUGGGAAGGCCUUUGUGGUCAAGGGCCUACUUGUGGAGGUCUUCUGCAAGGACAGAGAUGACAAGAAGGAAGGGAGAAUUCUGAUCCACACGCCAACCGCCACCUACUUGCAGGUUAGUUCCCAUGUCAACCCUGCCUUUGUCCUAAUGCUUUUUCAUCAUCUGCUGAUGUUUGUAUUCCAUGGCCAUGAGAGGUUGGAAAUGGGAUUGUCCUAGCGGCAGUUUAGUUUAUUUGGUCCAUAGGUCAUAAAUAUCAGAUAUGGUAGAAUCAUUGAAUUGUAGAGUUAGAAGGGAUCACGAGGGUCAUCGAGACCAACUGCCUGCAAUGCAGCAAUCUGUUGUUUGUACUUUAGUAGAAGAAACCUUAGAAGAACCCAGAACCAUCACUCUAAAUUUUCAGGCAUCUACAGUCAACUACUUUGCAAGUGGGUUUCUGCACAGCCAAAGUGAAGUGGUGUCUCUGUGGAACCAGCACAUAAAGAAUGAGAUUCGCCUAGAAAAUAACGAAAAGACAAAGUUUCUCCAUUUCUGUAUAAAGUCUGCAAAGCAAGAACUCAACAUGACGAUGGCUUACUUUCACCUGGAGGUGGUAAGAUGGUCAGAGCUAUAGGCUGUUUACUGUUAUUGGGGCAUUUUUGUCUAGGACAGGAAUAAGAGACAUGACAGAUGGGCAAAAAAUUAUGUAUGGUGUAGCUAAAGCUGUGGUUUGAAAUUUGUCUUACUUUCCCAUAAGGAUGGGGGGGAAAUGGGUUUCAUUUCAAUGUGAAUCUACCAUAUUCGCAUUGCCCAAAGCAAUGUGCAAAGCGAAACACAGCCAUCCUUCAAAAUUCACACAUCUCUGAAUUUUGUGAUGUUCUCCAGUUAAAUAAUAUAUAUAAAAAGUGUGCAUAGUUAUUCAUGUGAGCGAAAAUAGCAUUCAAAUGCAUUGUAAGGGACAGUUUGCAUAACACAAAGGAGUGUAUUUGGCAAAAUUGCAUACAAAGUUUAUGUGUGAAUAGAAAUGCACACUAAAAUGCAGGCGAAUCCUAAUUUGCUAUGGGCGCUGAGAAUUAUUAGGAGACCCCUAUUUCCCUCAGAGAGCUGCAAUUCCACAGUUCCCUGGGAAGAGGAACUGACCGUUAAAGCACUCUAGAAAUUCUAGGUCUGGGAGAACUCCUUAAUAAACUACAGUUCCCAGGAUUCUUUGGAGGAAACCAUGGCUGUUUAAAGUGGUAUCCUAGUGCCUUGCAUGUGUAGUGCAGAUGGGGACUCACUUGGAUUAUCCUGGUGGUCUGGAUAGCUGACAUCCUUAAUCUGAGAUCCAGAGGAUGCCCUAACAACAUAUGUGGUUGCCAUCUUUCUAUCACGGGUGGGCUAUCCUGUUUCGCUGCCUGAAGCAAAAUGGCAAUGUGCCAGAACCCCAAUCCUCUGUAGUUAUUGUUUGUCACACGAGUUUGAUGUACAGGGAUCAUUAUGGAUAGACGAGCGCUGUGUCAUUAUAUUUUUUGUAAUUGUAUUCCUAUGUUUAAUUGCAUGUUCAAAAACUUUGUGGGUUCAAAGUGGCAUUUUACUGCCCACUUUUUGCAGCAUUUUAUGCAUACUUUUCUCUCUCCCACCCGCCAAUUCUGUGCCUGUGCCUGAAUUUGAUUUCUUGGUCACAGCCUAGGAAGGCAAACAUUUCUGUGCAGGUUUUGUGGACGGAUCACAAGACCCCGCCACCGCUUGUGCUGCAGUUUGAGGCACAGAUAGAAGAAGUCAAGAAGGAGAAAAUGCUCUACCAAAAACGUGGGACUGUCCUGUUCAGGUACUUUAAUUCCCACCCAUCCUGCUCCAUUCAUAUUCUCCAUUUGGGUAAAGAAAACAAAAAGAUAUUUCACCUCUCUCAAUCAACACAGUAAACGUCAAUGCAAAUAUAUACUUGCAAGGAAUUGCUCCUUCAGUAAGACAGCACCUGCUCUCUGGAACUCCCUGCUCAUUUAUAUUAAGCAGAUGCUUUAAGUGUAAUGUCUUUGGUGUCUGCUAAAAGCUUUUUUCGUUUGGACAACCCUAUCCUGACUUUCUUUGCCCUCUUCCCUUGCAAUUCUAAACACUGGUUUAGAGGCAACCAGAAGGUUGUGCUACUGUUAAAAUAAUCCAGAUUAGACAAUGGUGCAUUUUAUUAACUGAACUAAUGUGACAUGAUAAUAUAUUUACUGGGAAGCACUGUAAUAUUUACAUAGGGCGUUAUUGCAUUGUAGCAGCUUGAGCCGAAGGAAAUUCAGGGUGAGGUUUCCCAUCUUCUGUGUUUCAACUGAAAGUUCCUUACUUAUUUUAUUCACAUCCCAGGCACCCGUUUAAACUGCCCAUCCCGCAAAGCUUUCUCCUCCAAGAAACCUUCACUCUGAACAAAAAGGAGAAGCAUUAUUUCUUGGAAACAAAAGUUUUGAUCAACGAGCUUGAAGAGUCUGUUCAAACUCUCACACUCAGCUACCAAGCUGAAAAUCCGCAUGUGAGUGAAAUUUACGAAACCAUCUGCCUGACCAGCCCACCCCCACCCCCCAUAACCUUUUCAAUAGCAAAGCAGCCAUGAAAUAAGCUAUGCAUCUGUGUAAAGUUUCUUUGGUUUUGGUUUUGUUUUUUUGGUCUUCUUCCCAACCCUGCACCCAUCUCCAGGUUUGUGCUGGAUUGACGCAUCCAUACAACAGCAACUUCUUCCCCAAAAAUAUAGAAGUUUGCGCCAUAACACGAAAUCUCAGCUAUGUAAGUAAGUUUGAUGAGAUUGAGGGAAUGAUUCAUUAUGCAUAAAGUCGCCUCAGGGGAGAUUAUGAAGACAUUCUGGCUACAACCCUGGUUUUAUGGCCAUGUCCACACUGUACAUUUAAAGCACUUAUAUACCACUUUAAGUGGAUGCUGGUGGCGUUGUGGGUUAAAGCACAGAGCCUAGGACUUGCCGAUCAGAAGGUUGGCGGUUUGAAUCCCCGCGACGGGGUGAGCUCCCGUUUCUCGGUCCCUGCUCCUGCCAACCUAGCAGUUCGAAAGCACGUCAAAGUGCAAGUAGAUAAAUAGGUACCGCUCCGGCGGGAAGGUAAACACCGUUUCCGUGAGAUGCUCUGGUUCGCCAGAAGUGGCUUAGUCAUGCUGGCCACAUGACCCGGAAGCUGUACGCCGGCUCCCUCGGCCAGUAAAGUGAGAUGAGCGCCGCAACCCCAGAGUCAGCCACGACUGGACCUAAUGGUCAGGGGUCCCUUUACCUUUAUACCACUUUAAAGAGUUGUGGUUUCCCCCAAAGAAUCAUGGGAACAGUAGUCUGUUAAGGGUGCUGAGGGUGGUUUGAAGACCUUCUCACCACCCCUCGCUCUACUAGCACAACCAUCCAGAGAGCUCACAUGAAGUAGAUGCUGCUGCUUCCUGUCCUCAGUUUGGCCAUUGCUCACUUGCUUGACAAAUCCUGCUGCCAGCCCUCCUAACCAAAGUUAUGGUCUCUGAUGCAUUAGAUCUGUAGACAGUCUCUCCAGAUUUAGACAAAGGUGCUGCUUUGCUGAUCUGGCACUUUUAAAUACUCAUUAUAUCAACCCACAGGUGAAACGGGAGAUCGAAGUGACCCUAAAGGUCAACAGGAAAGAGGCUCUCAGCUUCCUGGGCAAAUAUCAGAACCAAUCUAGCAUGGCUGAUUCCCAACACCUGGUACAAAUGGAUAUGACACAUGCAUUCCAGGUACUUACCUUUUAGAGAAGAGGCACCACCUUCUCUUUGCCUGUCUCCAUCCCAUUUAACUUCUGAGGGUUUUGGCAAAUAAUGUAUAGGUCGCUCGCUGUGUUUCAUUUCUUUCUAUUCUCAUCAGGAUACCUGGGGUUUUUUUAAAAAUAUAUCCAGCUGUGGGCUUCUGUGGAACGAUGGACAGGAUAUAAAUUUAAGAAUUUAAUUAAAUUAAAAACCAGCUUAUGCUUGCCAAUCUAAAAUCCAGAUGUUUUGAUCUACAGCUCUCUACAGCACCAGACUGGGGCUGAUGGUGGCUUAGUCCAAACAUCUGGAAGGCAAUAGGUUGGCCAAAACUGCUAUCAUCCAGUCAACCACCAGCAUAUUGUAUUAUGUGCAGCUACAGUGCGGAAGCAGAUCUUGCAAUCCCCGUUGCUCAGACCCCAGUGAUAUCCGUGGAGCUUCCAUGAGCACAGAGGACCAUAGGGUUGUGUCUGCAUUAUGACAUGUCUAUAGGGUGGCUGUGUGUCCUCCUUUACAGUGGUCAGGCCUCCAUUUGAAGGGUUGUCUGGUUCAAGCCCAGUUUAACAAUCAAGGAAACCUGAGAAGGGAGAGCAGGAGAUGCUUUGAAGUCACCAAUCCAAGAGUUAGCACUUGCACAGCAGUCUGAGCAAGGCUCGUCCAGUCACAAUCUUCUCCGUUAGAGUGAGAUGCAUUUCUAUUCAAAUGAUAGUGAUUGGGUUGAAGCUGGUGCUUAUCCUACUCAGAGUAGACCCAUAGAAAUUAAUGGACCUGUUAGUAAUGUUCAAUGAUGUGCUCUGAGAAUUGAAUACAGCCCAUAUCUCUCAAACAAGCAUCCAUACAUAUGAAUUAGCAUAUGCAAUUUUUCAUGUAACGUCUCUUUAUUGCAAUGCAUAAGUAGCCAUGCUACUUGCCUGGCAACAAACUUUAACUUCUUUAAUAACCACGGCUUCCAAAUGGAGAACCUGGGGGAGACUAUAAUGUGGCCUGCAGUAAAGUCAUGCAAGAUGAGUCAGAACAUCUUCUGCUAAUCUGAAGAAAGGGAUAACUUGUUGCGUUUCCUUCCUACUAGCUCAAGUUUCCACAGUCGGUUGCUAUGAGGGGGGAGCUCUUUGCAAGAGAAGCUGGACUGGCUGAUUUUGCAUCCGGUGUGACAAUAACAGCUACUAUCGACCAACAGGAUACUUCGCAGGUCAGGUUUCGUACUAGCCUUUUAUGUAACUAAGAGGACCUCUAGACCAGACUUUCUCAGCCUUGGGUCCCUAGAUGUUGUUUGACGACAACUCCUAUCAUUCCUAGCCAGCAUAGGAAGUGGUCAGGGAUGAUGGGAGAUGUGAUUCAAAAACAUCUGGGCACCCAAUGUUGAGAAAGGCAACAAAUCCACUUUUUAAAAAAAUCCCAGACACCAGGAAAGAGAGAGGAAAAUGCACUGGAAAGUGUGGGACGAACAAAUAUUGGCAGAACUGUCUCCAGGCAGACAUUUUUCCAAGUCAUUGCAAUGUAGACAUUUGUCCAUUUUAACCUACCCUCUGUAAUUAUGAUUGCAGCCAAUACUAUCCAUGGUUGGAACCUUCUAUUAACCCAAGGGCGAGGUUGGAACAGAAGCACGCAUGUGCUGAAAGGGGGAGCAGCAAUGUUGUCCAACGAUGUCCAUUGCCAUGUCACAUCAUGCCCACUGGUGUCAAUGAAAUUUAGCAUGAUGUGCCAGUAUAUCAGUCAGAAAGCCACAACUCCAUAACCCAACAGAUACUGCAGCACGAAAGGAGCUUUAGAAAAUGGGACGGAAGUGGUAGAAGUAUAAUCAAGAAAGCUAACAUAAUAUUCCCUGUGUCUGAAUGUACUCCCCUCUUCUGUAUCAACAGUUUACAGCUUGGCUGAAUGGAACCAAGACUGGGUUUGGAAUUUAUUCACAAUUUUCUCACUUGAAUCAAUCAAACUUUCCUCCAAGUUUUCAGGUACCAAAAUUCAUAUUCCCUGACAGCAGAGCAGCAAUUUACAUUAAGUCUUCUCCUCUCUUUCCCCCUAUCUAUUGUUUUGUUGAAGUGAUCCUGGAGUUGUCAGUCUUCAGGGUUUUCUCCAGCUCAGAUUCUGAUCUGGGGUGAAGACAAAGUAACAGAAUCCUAAGAAUCACAGAAUGAGAGGGGCUUGGAGGCCAUCUUGUCUCCCCUCCUGCUCAGGGCCAGCCUGCCCAUGAGAAACUUAUGUUCCAUAGAAAUCUACCCACCUGUAGUGUAUGAAUACUAGAUCUCAACCUGCCCUCUGCAUGAAUGUUGGGUAAAAUUGCAAUAAAAAUGUAUGUACUGGGAAAAAUUCACACUAAAAUGCUGGUGAAUUUCAUUGAAGUGUUUCUUUUUUAAAUUGCAAGCUGAUGUGAAAAUGUGGAGAAUGUAAUGUAAGUUUGGAAAACAAGAGAAACUGAGGGAAACAAAAAAAUUGACAGAUUUGGCUUUGAGAUUUGGGGUGGGGGAGGAUGGGACUUAUCCUUGGUCGGGCUGCACCCCGGUUGACCCAUGGAGUGCUUGUUUUGUUUUUUCCCUGCGCUUAGGCCCACGCCACCACAAACCGAUACAGCAGGAAUGGUCUCAAUGGAUCCUUUUGCCUUCACUCCGGCAGAAAGGACCUUGUGUUGCUGGAGGCGGACUUCAAUGGUGAGAUGAGGAAGGAUGCCGGAAGCAUCAGAGUGAGCGCUCUCCUAAGACAGGCAAUUCUGACGCAGUUCAGAUAUUUGUGGCUGCAGUUCAAUGGCAAGAUGUCGCCAACCAGGUAAAGAAAGCAGCAACUGGGACUGUAGCCCAAACCUUUAUUGUGUAGCCAGAUAUCAUCAUCAGUUAUACAAUAAAUAAGGGAGCACAACUCAAAAUAUGGUUCAAAGCAAACUAAUAAGAUAAUCAGGUGUGAUGUUCAAUAUAUAACAGAAGUAUGGAGCCCCACUGGGAAAUUACACUGCAUGUACUCAGGGGAUGUUCUGUUCCACCUGUUAAAGGCUGAGCCUUGGCACUCAGAAUAGGUUCUAUACCUGAGCUCAGAUUAUUCAGCUCUGAAUCUGCUCUCUGGCCUGCCAGUAAGAGCUGGAAGGUUGAUGGGGAACAGGACAAGGCCUCUUCUCUCGUGGCCCCACAGCUAUGGAAUGCCCAGCCCAAGACAGAGGACAGUACCUCUUGACAUGGCUCAUGGCUACAAGUUAAAACUAUGGAUUUUACUCCCACAAGAGGUAGUGAGGGCCAGUGGCGUAGCAUGGGGGUGACAGGGGUGCUUGCCCCAGAUGCAAAAUUUGUUAGGGGUGCAAAAUUUCGACACCCGCUGCUACCUCAAUACAGCUGCAUGCUUUCGUCACUGGGAUCCAUUGAAAAUGGCUUCCUUAUGCAAACCAGGAAGUGGCCUCUCCUGACAACGCAACAACUCUUUUCUUAGCUCUGUGGCUAUCAUUUCCUGGAUGACGCCUUAGCCAGUUGAAAGCACAUGCGUACUCUGUCCGUUUCCCGCCCGCCCGCCCCUCCGCCUGGCUCCAGGUGCUGGCAACCCACGUUACACUACUGGUGAGGGCCACCAACUUGGGUGGCUUAAAAAUAGGCUUAGACAAAUGCAUGGAGGAUUAAGUUGUUGGCGGCUACUGGCUCACAAUGGCUAUGCUGUACCUCCAGGGUUGGAGGUGGUAGCUCCUGGAAUACCAGCUGCUGGGAAUCACACAUGGGGAGAGGGCUUUUGCGCUCAGGUCCUGCUUGCAGGUGUUCUGUGGGCCUCUGGCUGGUCACUGUGAGAACAGGAUGCUGAACUAAAUGGGCCACUGGCCUGAUCCAGCGGGCUCUUUCUAUGUCAUGAUAAGCCAAGAACCUUGACUUAUUAAACCAGUUUGCCAGUUGCAUGCUUCUGCUGCAUGUAAUGCCAAUGCCCUCCCGCCAUCCAUUUGCUUUUACAAAGGCCAUAGAUUACCCAUCCCUGUUGUAGGUAGCCGUGGUUCAGCAGUGAGGAUGACUGAGCUGUCAUUCCCUGUCUAUUUCUACUGACUGCUUGCAUUGCCUUCCUUCUUGCCUCCAGAGCUAUGCUGUCUUCUGCUGUGAAGCUGAAUCACAAUGCCUUUCACCUGGGUGUUGUGGGAUCCAAGGAGCAGAAAGGGGGUCUGGUGCUGACCCUCCAUGGCAGUCUCCGGCACAAUGUUCUCAGCUUAAAGCACGUCAUACCCCAGGACCUUUCCCUGGAUGGCUCUCUCAGGCACAAAAACAACAUCCGUGAAGGUAUUGCUUUACUGCAAGGUUCAGAACAAGCAUUCAUCCUUCUUGAGCAGGUAGGGCAUUGUCUGGCCUUGACUGAGGUCCAAGAUAGGCUGCCAUCAGAGUCCUGUUCUGGUGCAGGCAAAGAGACCAAUGGAUGUCAUCAUCCAAGACAGGAUGGGGAAUCAGGUCACAUUCUGGAUCAAGUAGCCUUAGCCAGACUGUCUAUGUGGCUGUAAGUAUUCAUUUUGGGAAUAAACAACAACAACAAUUUAUUAUUUAUACCCCGCCCAUCUGGCUGGAUUUCCCCAGCCACUCUGAGCAGCUUCCAACAAAAUAUCAAAAUACAGUAAUGCAUCAAACAUUAAAAGCUUCCCUAAACAGGGCUGCCUUCAGAUAUCUUCUAAAAGUCUGGUGGUGGUUGUUCUCUUUGACAUCUGGUGGGAGGGCGUUCCACAGGGCGGGUGCCACUACCGAGAAGGCCCUCUGCCUGGUUCCCUGUAAUUUCGCUUCUCGCAGUGAGGGAACCACCAGAAGGCCCUCGGUGCUGGACCUUGGUGUCCAGGCAGAACGAUGGGGGGUGAAGACGCUCCUUCAGAUAUACUGGACCGAGGCCUUCCUUCUGUCUAACAGGCAUCAUGAACAUCAUGGUUAACCAGUCGGUGUUUGGAGCGCACAUCCGGAACAGAAAUGUGUUUGGAAACGAGAGCUUUCAUAACAUCGCAGUGGCUGUGACUCAGAAUGGUAGCUGGGCUUUCCCAAGAGAGGCAAAGCUCCGAGGGCAACUCGAGCUCAGAAGAGGAAUUCAGAGGGGUUUGGCCAGUAUCCAGAUGGACACGAGAGCUCUCCAUCUUAAUAUCUCAAAUAUCAUCAUUCUGGAGCAUCUUGGAGCCUCAGGGAUGCCCGCCCACAACAUCAGUAAUUUCUAUACCACAGGUAUGAAAUGCAACCCAAUACUGGGCUGUUUCUCGGGAUCAAUAAUGCCAUUUGGAAAGAGUAGCUCCUUUUCUUUGAGAAAUACUCUGCGACUGCCUGCACUUCUACAAACAGCCUACUAAAUUUCUAUCUCCUUCCAUUUGGGGCGCUUUUGUUUCUUAAGGGUUGUUGGGAAUUAUAACUCUGUGAGGGGUAAACGAGAGUUCCCAGGAUUCUUUGAGAGAAAGAAUGAAACAACAUCCCACUUUUCAGACACUGAAUUUGAAGUGCAAGUGCCUGAAUCUCUCAUAAGGACCCACCUUUAUGUUCAGUUUCCUUUAAAACAACUUUUUUUAAAAAAGCAAGUGUAGGGGAAAUAGGCUGUUUCCAUGUUUCCACAAUGCCUGCUUUUUACAUUAUACCUUUGCUUUGAUCCUUGCCUUUUAGUUCUAAGGUACAAUUUAAUUCACAGUGUGGGUUUGGAGAGGGGGGACUGACUCUUAAAAAACUCCAAUAAUUUCAGCUGGCUUGGAGCCAUCUCAGUGAAUAAAAAUCCCAAACCUCAAAGCGGAGGGGAAAUAAUAGUUCUGAAGUCAGCUUUAAAGUACAGGUGUGUUUUUAGUUACAACUUCAAAGUACAGGCUCUACCCUUGAAGAGUCUUCUCUAGUUUUCCAGUGGCAUAAUGGCGCUAUUGAAUAUGAAUGAGUGUUUAAUUCCUUGCCAGCCACUCUCGAGGAGAAUGAGCUUUCAUGCUUCUGUUAACAGUAUUUGGAGCAGAUUCAAGAAUGAAUGGGGUUGACUUGCUCUGAGUUCUGCAAAGGAAAUCUUUCCUUGCCGUUCCAAAAAAAAAGAAGCAGUAGCUUCUAGUAGGGCUGUGCAUGGACACGCACAAACAUUUGGAGCCAAUUUGUGGCCCAGAUUUGUAAAUCUGCAUUGGACCCAAUCCAGACUCAUUCCAACCUGCCCUGGGUCCGAAUCCAGAUUGUGAUUGCGAAAUUACAAUUUUCCUGAAAUCCUCUAGGCUUGCAGCACAAAACCAAAAUAGCAAUAGCUUACAGUGGUUCCUCGGGUUAAGUACUUAAUUCGUUCUGGAGGUCCGUUCUUAACCUGAAACUGUUCUUAACCUGAAGCACCACUUUAGCUAAUGGGGCCUCCCACUGCCACCGUGCCGCUGGAGCACGAUUUCUGUUCUCAUCCUGAAGCAAAGUUCUUAACCCGAGGUAAUAUUUCUGGGUUAGCGGAGUCUGUAACCUGAAGCGUCUGUAACCUGAAGCGUAUGUAACCCGAGGUACCACUGUACUUGUUUUUCACAUAGGGGCAUGAUGUCUAGGGCAUGGUGGUAGCAUUUUCAGAGUUCAAAGGCCAAUUCCAGCAAGGCAAAAACACUCAAGGAGAAUGUGAAGCAGAUCUAGUAAAGGGUGUUAGCCUGAGGAGAGUCUGGAGGGCAGCAUUUGAAUUCCCCAUAUGAUUCAGUAUCCCUGCUCUGUUGGAACAUGGCAUGGACCUUAGGGGAAUUUGAGGUGGAUGGCAGGAAACAGGCAUAAAGGGAAUGGCAGACAAAGAGAGAAGAGGUAUCUGACCCACUUUUGACUGGGGCCAUGCUCACCUCUUGUUUUAGUCCUACUCCCCACCAGCAUGCUUCCAUUGACAGCUCACCCCAAAGAAAAUGUGGCCCUCAACAAGGAAAGGAUUUCCCUCCCCUGAGCUUCUGAAGACUCAGAAUGUGCCUUUACAACUAAUCACCUAUCGAAACCCCAAAGCAAGCUACCUGUUGGUCCUGACUCAUGUCUGUAUAUGUGUCUCUAUGCAUCCAAUGUUCUUUGCUUAAUCUCCCUCUUUCUCUUCGGCUUCCCACAGAAAGUAGCAUCCUGGCCACGUAUGGCCACAUCAGUAGUAACCACACAGUAACUCUGAAGCUGCAAGGCGGUAGCAGAAAGACGGCUGCAGCAGCUGGAGCCCAGCGGUGGCCUUCAGAAACCCUUCAAGCCCAGAUCAUUGCAAAUUUCAGCCACAACAUUCCAGAGCUGAAGAACCAUGGGAUCCCUUUCAGCAUAGAGUCUACCUGCCAUUACCAAGUAAGGAGAACAAUGGCGUUGACUGGGGGUUGGGAACCUCCGGUCCAAAGUGGCCCUGCGGAUCUCUCUUUCUGGCCCUCAGGACCUUUUCUGGGCCAUGCCCCUCCCCAGGCUGAAUUUGCCCCAUGCCCUCCUUGGGGGCUUUUGCCUGGCUGGAAUGUGCCCCUGAAAUGCCUUUUGUUUGCAUGGCUAGAGGAGAGGGGUUGCUUAUAAACCAAAUGUUGCCUCAAAGACAGGAAGUCCCGCCUCCUCACAUCCUGCCUUUCUCUGAUAUAUUGAGUGAGUUCUUCUGGAGGGCUUCUAAACCUGUCCAGAGAACAGUGGCAAUGAACUCCCCUUUCCCCUCCAGGGGUUGGGCUUCUCCUUCUUCCCUGGCUAUCCCUGGGUAUUGGGGUGACGAAAUUUUUGGAAUAUGAAUUUUUGGAAAGUCCCCAUACACAAUUGCUAGCUUAGCACAUGAAAUAUAUUCAGAGUCGAGAGUGGAUUUCAUGCUCUUUAUUCAGCUCAUAGUGGUGAGGAGGAAUGGAAGUUCCCCCAGAAUGUCUGCUUUAUUUACAUCAUUUACACAAUGGGCCCCACGUGAUUGGCUAAUUCCGGGAUUCUCCUGUAGGCCAAUCAGAUUGUAGAUUCACUUCCACCUGGAGCUGGAUUGGGUGGCUCCUGUGGACCAAUCAGACUGCUGCAUUCUGGGUCCUAUUGUUCUAGGACCAAUCAGACUGCUGCAUUUUGGAUCCUAUUCAACUCAGUACAUAACAGCGCAUAACUCAACGACUUUAGAACAGGGGUUCUAAAGUUUGUUUAGAAUAGCCCAAGAGCCACAUUCCCUUCUGGGGGUCACAUUCCAGUGGUGGCUGGAGCCAGAGGCAAAAGCGGGUGGAGCCACCAAUGUAAAUAUUACUUUGGUACAGUAGGCUACUUUCUUCAGGGACCCCUCUCCAUCCUCCACCCAGGGAAGCAAGAGGCUUGAUCAAAGUUCAUGCACUCAUUCCAGGCAGGCAAAAACACUUUGGGUACAAAGAUGUGUAGUUUCUGUGACCAUUUUUGGAAUGCCAGCAGAUGAAAGGCAGUUCACGGGGGGGGGGUGGCUGAAAGGCUAAGUAUUGUCUAGCAUAGUAUUAUUGCUCACUAAGAUGCCUGGUCCUUCUCUGCACAUCAGCCUUUUCCCUCUGGUUAGAAUUUCAGCGAGAAGAUGGCAAUGAGAGUGGCAGCCCAGGCUGGUGAAGAAGAAUUCAAGAUUGAAUUGGAAAAGCAAGGCACCAAUAGCACCUCAGGGUUUUCCCUUUUCCUUUACCAUGAUGUGGGACUCCUGAUUCACACCAUUCCACCAUUAGUACGGGUUAGUUGACCACAUUGCUGGUUUGUUAAGUCUGCAAAUGAUACCAAAAUAAUGACUUUUUUUGCAUUGUUUUGGCGUGUCCUUACACUGGAAUGAACGUAAGAUUUGUAAAUGCAGGUGGUGCUGUGGUCUAAACCACAGAGCCUAGGGCUUGCCAAUCAGAAGGUCGGUGGUUCGAAUCCCCGCGACGGGGUGAGCUCCUGUUGCUCGGUCCCUGCUCCUGCCAACCUAGUAGUUCGAAAGCACUUCAAAGUGCAAGUAGAUAAAUAGGUACCACUCCAGCGGGAAGGUAAAUGGCGUUUCCGUGCACUGCUCUGGUUUGCCAGAAGUGGCGUAGUCAUGCCGGCCACAUGACCCAGAAGCUCUCUGCAGACAAACGCUGGCUCCCUCAGCCAGUAAAGCGAGAUGAGCGCCACAACCCCAGAGUCGUCCGCGACUGGACCUAAUGGUCAGGGGUCCCUUUACAUUGGAAUGAACGUAAGAUUUGUAAAUGGUUCUGUAAGCUAUGUGACUUAGGUUAAAUAGCAGGCAGCAAGACAAAUAAUAGUAUUGGGUGGACACCGAAGUCAAGCGUUAUGAAAUGUUGAGCUGCAGCAAAGAAAACAAAGUAUCUCAUUGCUGCAAUUAUAUUUCAUUUUAGCUUUGUGUGAGAGUGGGUGUGUUUACCAGGGAUGGGCGGACCUGCCAAUAUCAGUUCUCUCGGUUUCUUAUUUUUCCAACCUUAAAUUCCAUUCUCCACAUUUCUGUAGCCAUUAGAUAAUUUACUAUUUUUUUACUGAUAUUCUGCAGGUCCAGUGUGACGGAGAAUCCACAUCUCACCAGCUUUCUGGCCAUUGUCACGGAGAGGUUGCAAAUCACUCAGUGGAGGUACAAGGUUCAUUCUCAAAGCUUGGUCAACAGCAUUGCACUCUCUGGAGGCUCAGCUGCAGUAAAGAGAGUCUGAGCAUUGGGGGUUGUUUAAGGCAUGGAGAUAAAUAUGAAUUGAAAGGCCUCUGGGUGCAGACUUUCAAGUACGUAUCUCUGCUCACUCAACAUCCCAGGGAGUUUACAGGUUAAAACACUUGUUAAUCCAAUGGGUAAUAAGUGUAUGACUGUGUUUAAUCUCACCACAGAUGGGUGGGGGGUUCGUUCUGAAUUAGAAGUGACAGCAGAACCCCUGUUAAAGUGGCGUAGGUUUGUCUCCUUGGCGAACCCACACAUCCCCAGUUUGAUGCUCACAGCAGAGGUGAGAGGGGUCUACGGUACAAAUAAAUGCAUUUAUGAAGGCAGCAUGAGAUCUUCAAGCAACCGAGGGCUCGGGCUGCUUAAACUGAGAGCAAAAUGUGAGGGCUCCUUCCUGGCUGCAGUGGGGUAGCACCCCAAAGUGUGGGGUUGCCCUAGAAGCCAAGGCAGCAGGAGGUUCUCUCUGGCAGUGACAGGUGAAACCCGAAAAAUGUGCCUCAUUUGUAAGCUAGACAUGGAAAGCGGUCCAAACUGCCUUAUCGCGAGCGGGCAAUUCCUGCUGCAGAGCAGCCCGCCAGAGAUCACUUGGGUGUGGUUACACCACUGGGAGGAGCAGGAACAGAGAGGAACGUCUGUGCCAGAAGAGGUGCAAAGCAAUGGGAUUUUGGUGUUUGAUGCGUUUUCCAUAAGAGCCCAAAUUAACUGCACUGUGGAUGGGAAGCCAAUGCAAAUGGUAGCAGUGGGUGCUUGGGGACCCAGACUGGAGCUGGAUUGGCUGCUCAGCCACCGUGUCCCAGCAUGGACUAAGGCCAGCUUCCCAGCCAGGAACUGGUUACGUGGAGUCUCCCAGUUGGAGAACAGAGCAGACCUGAGCUUGGAACUGAUGAGCGGGCUGUGCAGGCUUUCAGGUGUGGGACAGUUCAGAAGGAGGCCUGGCGCAGCAUGGAGCCUCGCCGUUCACAGCCAUUGCCCCUCUUUCCAGGUAGAAAGAAGCAUGUCCCGAUCACAAGGACAUCUUUUGCUUCUUCAGAGCUUCUGCUGGCCAGAUCAUGAAAGGCCUUUUUUGCUGGGCCUCUUCAUCUGUACUGCAUUCCUGCCUGUUCCACAGACGUCCCCCUCUCUAACCUCUAUCCAGGCAAGCAAGAGGUGUGAUCAGAGUGCAAGGACAGGCAAAAUCACUUAGAAUAGGAAUCAACAUCAGGGAGUGCUGGGGGCGAGGAAGUGCUGCCUGGAGGGAGUUUCUGUCGGAAUCUCCACUCGGCCAAGCUGAUAAAGCUCCAUUUUCCGGCUGAGUCUCCGGAAUCGCCUCCGACGAAUAAUUAAUGACCUCGAGCCUUUGAUGAGGCUCCAAGGCACGUUUCCAUCCAUUAAGCAGAGUUCCCAGCACAGGGAAGAGAUGAGAGGUUUGGGCUACAUUGUAAAGAGUUUUAUUUCUAAGCUACGCAGUCAGAAAAGACAUCCUCUCUCUAUGGAAGCAGAGAGCAACUGAACAAAGGAAACAGGAAACUACUAACGUCACAUCCAUCUCUAGUCUCCCGUGAGACUUCCAAUAGUAUGGAAUCCCAGGAAUGUAAACAGAGUCCUGGGACUCCAAGCAGCUGCUUAGUGGCAAACAGAAACUAACAGUUUCAAGGGCCGUAUCAAUGGGCAUGGGGGGCCGGAUUUCAUCCCCACUUUUAGAACGUGCAUGGCAGAAGACAACAGCGCAUCUUUCCAGAUCAGCAUGCCGCCCGCUGUUUGUGGCGAGCCGACAGCCUCGUUCUUCUCUGUUUUAGGCACCGGCGAGAGUUUUGCUCAGCGGGUCAGUGGGGACUGCCAACUGCACAGCCGACGUGGUUGGAGAGGUCAUUUCCAACGCCACCUUUGCUCAGUUCCGUAUCCACGCUGCCUGCAACCCUCAGCACAGUUUGGAAAUCGGCCUCAGGCACGCCUGGCCUUACCUCAGCUCUCUGGGUCUUUCCCAGGAGAACAGGAUAAAAGCAGCUGCUGUGAAAGGGGACGAGUACAAAGGCCUUCUGGAGGCCACUCUUGGGAAAUGCAAGUUAACAGGCAAUGGAGAAGUGAAUACAGAGGGUGAAGUCACAGCCGCAGAAUGGAAAGUUAUUCUUCUAAAUAAAUGUGACCUUCUGGAGGUGAUUAUUUACUAUCGCCACCCCAACUGAUGGGUUGGAGCAUAUUUUCUAGAGUUGGGGUCACCAGCAGGCCCCUCAGGGUGCCCUUGAGGUCUUCCCUUCAUGCCCAUGAGGUCUUUGAACCCCACCCACACCUGCUUAGCUUUCUCACUGUCCCUUUUGUCAUGGGGUGUUGAGAUUGGUUACCUUUUUCUCCCUUGAAAAAGUACAGAGUUGAAGGAGGAAGUUGGAAGAGUUACCGUAUUUUUUGCUCUAUAAGACUCACUUUUUCCCUCCUAGAACGUAAGGGGAAAUGUGUGUGCGUCUUAUGGAGCGAAUGCAGGCUGCGCAGCUAUCCCAGAAGCCAGAACAGCAAGAGGGAUUGCUGCUUUCACUGCGCAGCGAUCCCUCUUGCUGUUCUGGCUUCUGAGAUUCAGAAUAUUUUUUUUCUUGUUUUCCUCCUCCAAAAAUUAGGUGCGUCUUGUGGUCUGGUGCAUCUUAUAGAGCGAAAAAUACAGUAUACCCUUUCCCACUUCCUCUUUCAGCUUUGUGUUCUUUUCAAGGCUCGGACUAAUUCUUCUGGAGCCAACUUUUACCAGAUCGUUUGGAAGAGCAAAGUGUUUGCAUCCAUGUACAGUUUCUCUCUUUCUAUCUCCUGAUUGUGGGGAGGGCGAGGCUGAUCUGGGAGAGGGGCAAAAAGUGAGAGUGGCACCCACAGUACUCCCUCAAAUAUCCGAAAUUCCCCGGGGGCGUAAAAGGUUGGCAACUCGUGCUCUGGAUAAUAGAUUCUACAUAGGUUAAGACUAAACUGAGCUCUCCCCUGUCUUUUCUCUUUCCUAGAAAAUGGAGUUACCCCAGAAACUAGUCUCCAGGGGUUCGUUCCUCAUGAACAUCUACAAUGUCAGUUUAGCAACACACUUCUGGUGUGAUGGCAAAACAGCUGAUGUGCAGCUGGAGGUGUCUUCUGUAGACAAAUAUACCGUGCAAGGAUCGCUGGGUCACUCUUUCCCCUACCUCUACGAUCUAGGGCUGCCUCCGGACAACUCACUCUACCUCUCCGUAACAAAUGGCUCCGUCCUCAACGGUCUUCUGUUGCUGCACAACGGAAACUGCAAGCUUGAAGCACAAGGAGAAAUCAGACCCCGAAACCAGACUGAAUGGUUCCUGGAGAUGGAAACAGAUUGUACAGUUUUGCAGGUCGUACCUGGUUCCUUUCUGGUUCUAAAGCAAAAUAUGGCACUCUAG
Molecule: messenger RNA, 37591 nt
Organism: Podarcis lilfordi (Lilford's wall lizard)
Lineage: Eukaryota; Metazoa; Chordata; Lepidosauria; Squamata; Lacertidae
Source: the annotation of a GenBank genome assembly